Messenger RNA from Calypte anna (Anna's hummingbird), 4484 nucleotides. RefSeq names its product membrane palmitoylated protein 7 (gene MPP7). The record is from RefSeq and is a predicted model, not a curated record. NCBI's taxonomy places the organism in Eukaryota, Metazoa, Chordata, Aves, Apodiformes, Trochilidae. The coding region runs from base 207 to 1937 and encodes 576 amino acids. The transcript has 17 exons. Gene Ontology annotation, cellular component: plasma membrane; cell-cell junction. Gene Ontology annotation, molecular function: protein binding. Gene Ontology annotation, biological process: protein localization to adherens junction.
GGGAGCCGGGGCGUGUGGCUCGGCGGGUAGAGGGAGGUUGGGGCGCGCCCGCCGGCAGCCGGGAGGCCCCGCCGCAGGAGAAGCUUAGACUAGCAUAAAUCUUCAUAGACAACUUGGCUGCAAGCAGUUAAACUGAAAUUGACUUCUGCCUUCUGGCUGCAGAGUGCUAGUCUGACGUUCCUGCCUGAUACUGUGCAGACUAAAUCAUGCCAGCAUUAUCAACUGGAUCUGGAAGUGACACAGGUCUGUAUGAGCUGCUGGCUGCAUUGCCAGCCCAGCUGCAGCCACAUGUGGACAGCCAGGAAGACCUGACCUUCCUCUGGGAUCUGUUUGGUGAAAAAAGCCUUCAUUCACUGUUGAAGAUUCACGAAAAACUGCAUUAUUAUGAAAAACAGAACCCAGUGCCCAUACUCCAUGGUGCAGCAGCCUUGGCAGAUGAUCUGGCUGAGGAGCUGCAGAGCAAGCCACUGAGCAGCGAGGUGAGGGAACUGUUGAAACUCCUCUCAAAACCCAGUCUCAAGGCUUUGCUCUCUGUACAUGACACUGUUGCUCAGAAGAGCUACGAUCCUGUCUUGCCCCCCAUGCCUGAUGAUAUUGAUGAGGAAGAAGACUCAGUUAAAAUAAUCAGGCUCGUCAAAAACAGGGAACCACUAGGAGCUACAAUUAAAAGGGAUGAACAUACUGGUGCAAUUGUGGUGGCCAGGAUAAUGCGUGGAGGAGCUGCAGAUAGAAGUGGUCUUAUUCACGUUGGUGAUGAACUGAGGGAAGUCAAUGGGAUUCCUGUAGAUGAUAAAAAACCAGAAGAAAUAAUACACAUUUUGGCUCAGUCUCAAGGAGCAAUUACGUUUAAAAUCAUACCUAGUGUGAAAGAAGAAAUGCCAGUCAAGGAAGGCAAGAUGUUUAUCAGAGCCCUAUUUGAUUAUGAUCCGAAUGAGGAUAAAGCAAUUCCUUGUAAAGAAGCUGGACUUGCUUUCAGAAAAGGAGAUAUCCUUCAGAUCAUGAGCCAAGAUGAUGCAACCUGGUGGCAGGCCAGACACGAAGGUGAUGCCAAUCCCAGAGCAGGCUUGAUCCCUUCAAAGCAUUUCCAGGAGAGGAGAUUUGCACUAAGAAGACCAGAAGUGCAGAUUCAGCCAUUGAAAAUUUCCAACAGAAAAUCAUCUGGUUUUAGAAGAAGCUUUCGUCUUAGCAGAAAAGAUAAAAAAACAAACAAAUCUAUGUAUGAGUGCAAGAAGAGUGAUCAGUAUGAUACUGCAGAUAUCCCAACAUACGAAGAAGUUGCAAAAUAUAGACGGCAACCCAAUGAAAAAUACAGGCUUGUAGUUUUGGUUGGUCCUGUGGGGGUUGGACUGAAUGAGCUUAAACGGAAAUUGCUGAUCAGUGACACCCAGCAUUACGGGGUAACGGUGCCACACACAACCCGACCGAGGAGAAGCCAAGAAAGUGACGGUGUUGAAUACAUUUUCAUUUCCAAGCACUUGUUUGAGACAGACGUGCAGAAUAACAAGUUUAUUGAGUACGGCGAGUAUAAGAACAACUACUAUGGUACAAGUUUAGACUCUGUUCGAUCUGUACUAGCUAAAAACAAAGUUUGUUUGUUGGAUGUGCAGCCACAUACAGUGAAACACUUACGGACAUAUGAAUUCAAACCAUUUGUUAUAUUCAUAAAGCCUCCAGCACUCGACCGUUUGAGAGAGACCAGAAAAAAUGCCAAGAUUAUUUCAAGUAAAGAUGAUAAGGGAACUGCAAAACCCUUUACAGAAGAAGAUUUUCAAGAAAUGAUUAAAUCUGCCCACGUGAUGGAGAGCCAGUACGGGCACCUUUUCGAUAAGGUGAUUGUCAACGAUGACCUCGCAACAGCUUACACUGAGCUUAAAACAACUUUUGACAGGUUGGAGACUGAGACCUUCUGGGUUCCUGUCAGCUGGCUGCAUUCAUAAUGCUUUACAUGGACAAAACAUCUGCUGUUGUCUCAGAAUCUAAAUAUGGGACAUGGUUAGGCAUUGCUUGAUGACCAUUUUCUUGGUAGGCUUUCUAACUCCACCUGAGCAGCAGGUACAUGCACUUGGAACUGGUCUUGUUUUCCUCUCUUCAAUCCUCCUGCCCACAGUUUUGGAUUGAACAGUCAGAUUAAACCAAAGUCUUACUGUACUCCAUAAAGGGAGCUAGUACUGGUGUAACAAAACUGCCAAACACCUCUAUCAUUACCUGUGUAUUUCCAAGACAAGCUUUUUUUUAAUGGAGAUUUUGCAGAAAAUAUUAAUUAAUACUGGAUAUCAUUGCUUUGGGUUUUUUAAGUAUAACUGUUCCCAUAAUGAGCACAUCAGCACUUGGAAAUUAUUACUCUUUAAGUACUUGAGAGAACUGAAACAGGCAAAAGUGACCAACAUUUUUAUGAGGAAGACAUCAUAGUUUUAAUGAUGUAUUAAGAUCAGUGUUUUUACUUUUCUAGAUGUAAACCUUGUCUUACAUGUACAGAAUUAUUUUAGUAUUCCUUUUCACUUUCAUAGUCAUGGAAAGAAAGAUGUAUUCAGUGUCUUAAUUGUGAAAUACAAUGCUGUGAGCAUGCAUGGAUUAAAAAUAUUUUCGUGCAUGCUUUGUGGCACAUCAGAGAAAACUCAUGGGACUGUUUAUUUAAAUAGGGAAAAAUAUUAGUUACUAUGUAUAUAACUUCAAAGUCUUUGGGAUUAAUCUUCUGGAAAAUAUUGCAAAUUGCUAUGAAUAGCAACUAAGUAAAAAGUAAUAUUGUUUUUUUUUCUUUAGAACUUUUAGAAUCCUUUAGAACAGUUUUUCCAUCAGAAUUUAAAAAAAAAAAAUUAGUGAGGAAAUCUUGGAGAUCUGGGAAGCAGUUGCAGGAGAUUAAUUCUUUUUGUUGUUUAAUAUGUAGUGAUACUUCUUAAUAGUAUAACAGUUAUUUUGUCUCCUCUCAAAAACAAGUUAAUGCUCUAGACUUCACUGUAAAAAUACCCUUGUCACUGGUCAGGCACAAUUGGAAACCUCACUUUAAAAUUUGAUGUGGCAGUGCGAGCAAAUGUAUAUUAGAUUAUGUAUUUUUAAUAGAGGUAAUUUGGUAUUUUUCUUUAUUUACUACUGAUAUGCAGGAAAUGAGCACAUCUGUAAAGACCAAGUAACACCUGUGUGUUGUAUUGUGACUGUGUCUUGUAAGUACGGAAUGUGUAUAGGAACUUGCUGACUUCAGGUCAUCACAUCUGUGGCAUUCAAACAGGAAACCAUUACUUCAUGUUAAUCUGUAAAGAGAAUAUAGCUGUCUUGUUUAAAGUAAAAAAAGAAUUUAGUGAAACUUUAUAUAUUUAUGAAAGGGUUGGAAAGGGAUGUUAAGUUUUUAAAUUUCUUGUCAAUGUGAUCGUUUACUAAGGAGAUUACUAUGUCUGUAAUUUGAAACACUGUCUCUGUAAAUGGAGCUCAACAUUCCAUGUAAAUAUUUUAUUUCAGUUCAUAUGCUGAUAAAGCCAUCAGAUUUUGCAGUUUUAUUCUAAAUGUGUAUUUAAUAUGUGGGUCAUUGCAUUUGGCUUAGAGUUGUAUAAGGUAAAUGAAAUACAAGCAACAACAGCAAAAUCCCUAGGAGUCUGGAAAUGUUUAUGCAAGGGUUACAGAUGUACUGAAUCCCAGCACAGAUACACACUCCACUUGAACAGCUGUAACGUAACUUUUGUCAGAUUUCAUCAUUUUCCUGGUGAAAGUACACUUUUUUUUGUAACAUAACUAGAAAUGUGUUGAUUAAAUUAAUUGCAUGGAGAUUAUGAGAGCUGACAAAAUAUUUUCUAUUUUUUUUAAUUAUGGAAAAUCAAACCUAUUUUCAGAGGAGCUGGAAUUCAUUGGGUCUGUCUGCUUUUGCCUGUGAGACCCCGAGUGCCCUCAUCAUCUCUUGCAAACAAACCCAAACUGGGAGGGCACUUGGCAUCUCUCAGCAUCUGGCUGUUUCCAACAAAAGGGAAUUUGUCAUUCCUGAAGCACACCAUACAGCUUCUUACCUGGGUUCUCUCAGAGCAUUGGUGUACAGUAACUCUCAAAUGAGGGACCUUCUUUUCUCUUUAAGAAAUAGAUGCUGGAGUAGUGGGCAAACUCCCUGUUAGAAACAGGUCUGGCUCUCCUGCAGGCUGUUUUCCUUGUCUUUUUGAAAUUAAUUGAACUCCCAUUUCUGGGUCUCUGUGGUCUAGGAGGACCUUCUACAACAGGUUUCUGUGCUGGGCAGCAGUAAGCAGCACGGUGCUUUUCUGCAUUUACAGACACUGAUCCUCUGAUCCUCGGCACAGUCCUGGCAGGAGUUUCCUAGACUGAUGGCUGCCUGCCCCGUCUCCAAGCCAGGAGCUAAUUCCUGAAUUGUAACACCUGCAAAAGAAAAGGAAUCACAAAAACAUAAAUCCAACCAACAAAGUAAAAUGUGCGUACAGUCUUUGAGAAGUAAGAAAUGGUUCAAAUUAAAUUACUAGACUGCUCUUGAAAAUCAACAUUUUUGUAGUGUUUGC